Molecule: messenger RNA, 630 nt
Organism: Solanum stenotomum
Lineage: Eukaryota; Viridiplantae; Streptophyta; Magnoliopsida; Solanales; Solanaceae
Exons: 3
Coding region: 1-630 (209 amino acids)
Source: RefSeq, a predicted model, not a curated record
AUGAAAUAUAUUGCUGAUAACUUGACAGUUGCGGCACAACCUCUCAGUGAGAAAGAUCUUACAUUGUAUAUUCUUGGUGGCUUAGGUCCCGAUUAUGAUGCGUUGGUGGUCUCUAUUACCUAUAGAGUUGAAAUCAUAUCCCUUGCUGACUUACAUGGGUUUCUGCUAAGCCAUGAGACACGUCUUGAAAAUCUAAGUACUAUUGAACAAAAGCAAGUGCACUUUACUGCAAAAUCUUCAAAUUUUAAUCCUAAAAGUGAUGACGGCUACAAAAAGAACACAAACCCGAACCUGAAUCAGCAUUAUGGAGGACGCUGGGGAAGGGGUCGAGGAGUGGUUGCAGGUUUUAUCAUAAUUCUUAUCAAGUCCAUGCAUGCACAAACUCAAAUGACAGCCUACAUCGCUCAACCGAAUGUUGUAUCUGAUCCAUCUUGGUAUCCAGAUUCUAGUGCUACGUACCAUCUUACAAAUGAUCAUCUCAACAAUUUGGCUCUUAGAGGAGACUACCAUGGUACAUACCAAAUUUUGGAUCGAUCGGGCAACGAGGAAGGUGCUACUGUGAGGCCGGGAGACUUGAGCAUGGCCUUUACAAGCUUCUUUUCACCCGAAGAUCCAACUGGUAGUCCUUAA